CAGCUGCGCCUGCGCAGUGAGCUUCAGAGCUCGCAGGUCAGGUGCGGGGAGCCGGCGGGCUGCGCCGCGGCGCGCGCGAUGAUGGCGGCGGCCGGGGCCAGGGGAAGCGGCAGCGGCAGCGCCGGCUCCGGCUCCGGCUCCAGCUCCAGCGCCUCGCGGGGUUUCUAUUUUAACACGGUCCUGUCACUGGCCCGUUCCUUGGCGGUACAGAGACCAGCAUCGUUGGAGAAGGUCCAAAAGCUGCUUUGCAUGUGCCCAGUGGAUUUCCAUGGGAUCUUCCAGUUAGAUGAGAGACGGAGGGAUGCAGUAAUCGCGUUGGGCAUUUUUCUCAUUGAAUCUGAUCUUCAGCACAAAGACUCUGUGGUUCCUUACCUUCUUCGACUCCUCAAAGGUCUUCCAAAAGUGUAUUGGGUAGAAGAAAGCACAGCUCGGAAAGGCAGAGGUGCCCUCCCAGUUGCAGAGAGCUUUAGCUUCUGCUUGGUAACUUUGCUGUCUGAUGUGGCUUAUAGAGAUCCUUCACUUAGGGACGAGAUUUUAGAAGCACUUUUGCAGGUUUUGCAUGUCCUCUUGGGAAUGUGCCAGGCCUUGGAGAUUCAAGAAAAAGAAUACCUUUGCAAGUAUGCCAUCCCAUGCCUGAUAGGAAUCUCACGAGCUUUUGGGCGUUACAGCAGCACGGAAGAGUCUCUCCUUUCAAAGCUCUUUCCCAAAGUUGCUCCUCAUUCCCUCCGAGCCCCAGAAGAGCUGGAAGGCACCAGACGGCGUUCCUUCAAUGACUUCCGCUCCAUCCUCCCCAGCAACCUCCUGACCGUCUGUCAGGAGGGCACCCUGAAGAGGAAAGCCAGCAGUGUGUCCAGCAUUGCUCAGGUCAGCCCUGAGCGUGGCAUGCCCCCUCCCAGCUCCCCUGGAGGAUCCACCUUUCACUACUUUGAAGCCUCUUGCCUGCUUGAUGGGGCUGCCCUGGAGCCUGAGUACUACUUCUCCACCAUCAGUUCCAGCUUCUCAGUCUCUCCUCUUUUCAAUGGCAUCACCUGUAAGGAAUUCAACAUUCCACUAGAAAUGCUCCGGGAACUCUUAAACUUGGUGAAGAAGAUUGUUGAAGAGCCUGUUCUUAAAUCCCUGGAUGCAGUUGUAACCAGCGUGAUAGAGGCCAGCCCCAGCACUGAUGUCUACUACUCGUCCUUCAGUGACCCCCUCUACCUGACCAUGUUCAAGAUGCUGCGUGACACUCUGUACUACAUGAAGGACCUCCCAACCUCCUUUGUGAAAGAGAUCCAUGAUUUUGUGCUGGAGCAGUUCAACACAAGCCAGGGGGAGCUGCAGAAGAUCCUGCAUGAUGCAGACCGGGUCCACAGUGAGCUGAGUCCUCUCAAACUGCGCUGCCAGGCAAAUGCUGCCUGCGUGGACCUCAUGGUGUGGGCUGUGAAGGACGAGCAGGGUGCAGAAAAUCUUUGUAUCAAGCUGUCUGAGAAGCUACAGUCUAAGACAUCUAGCAAAGUCAUCAUUGCUCACUUGCCCUUGCUUAUCUGCUGUCUGCAGGGUUUGGGCCGCCUGUGUGAGAGGUUCCCAGUGGUGGUGCACUCAGUGACACCGUCCUUGAGAGACUUCUUGGUCAUCCCGUCUCCUGUGCUAGUGAAACUCUACAAGUACCACAGUCAAUACCAUACAGUUGCUGGUAAUGAUAUAAAAAUCAGUGUGACCAAUGAGCACUCUGAGUCAACCCUGAACGUCAUGUCGGGCAAAAAAAGCCAACCUUCCAUGUAUGAGCAGCUCCGGGACAUCGCCAUCGACAAUAUCUGCAGGUGCCUGAAGGCUGGAUUGACAGUGGACCCUGUGAUUGUGGAGGCCUUCCUGGCCAGCCUCUCCAACCGGCUCUACAUCUCCCAGGAGAGUGACAAGGAUGCUCACUUGAUUCCUGACCACACAAUCCGAGCCUUAGGACACAUCGCAGUGGCCCUGAGGGAUACUCCAAAGGUCAUGGAGCCAAUUCUGCAGAUCCUGCAACAGAAAUUUUGCCAGCCACCCUCCCCUCUUGAUGUGCUCAUCAUCGACCAGCUAGGCUGCCUGGUUAUCACAGGAAAUCAAUACAUCUACCAGGAAGUGUGGAACCUCUUCCAGCAGAUCAGUGUGAAGGCCAGCUCUGUUGUGUACUCAGCCACCAAAGAUUAUAAGGACCACGGCUACAGGCACUGCUCCCUGGCGGUGAUUAAUGCACUGGCCAACAUCGCAGCCAACAUCCAGGAUGAGCACCUGGUCGACGAGCUGCUCAUGAACCUGCUGGAGUUGUUUGUGCAGCUGGGGCUGGAGGGGAAGCGAGCCAGCGAGAGGGCCAGUGAGAAGGGACCGGCCUUGAAGGCUUCUAGCAGUGCGGGAAACUUGGGAGUCCUCAUUCCUGUAAUAGCUGUGCUCACCCGACGAUUGCCGCCCAUCAAAGAAGCUAAGCCUCGGUUACAGAAGCUCUUCCGGGACUUCUGGCUCUAUUCCGUGCUCAUGGGAUUUGCUGUGGAGGGCUCAGGACUAUGGCCAGAAGAAUGGUAUGAGGGGGUUUGUGAAAUAGCUACCAAGUCCCCCCUGCUCACCUUCCCCAGCAAAGAGCCACUGCGAUCCGUCCUCCAAUAUAACUCAGCCAUGAAAAAUGACACCGUCACCCCUGCUGAACUGAGUGAGCUCCGCAGCACCAUCAUCAACCUACUAGACCCUCCUCCUGAAGUGUCUGCCCUCAUCAAUAAGCUGGACUUUGCCAUGUCUACCUAUCUCCUGUCUGUGUACCGGCUGGAGUACAUGAGGGUUCUGCGGUCAGCAGAUCCUGAUCGCUUCCAGGUGAUGUUCUUCUACUUUGAGGACAAAGCUAUUCAGAAAGACAAAUCUGGGAUGAUGCAGUGUGUGAUUGCUGUUGCAGACAAAGUCUUUGAUGCCUUCCUGAACAUGAUGGCGGAUAAAGCCAAGACCAAGGAGAAUGAGGAGGAACUGGAGCGGCAUGCCCAGUUUCUGCUGGUAAACUUCAACCAUAUCCACAAGAGGAUACGGAGGGUGGCAGACAAGUAUCUGUCAGGUCUAGUGGAUAAGUUUCCCCACUUGCUCUGGAGCGGGACCGUGCUGAAGACCAUGCUGGAUAUCCUGCAGACCCUGUCUCUGUCACUGAGUGCUGAUAUUCACAAGGACCAGCCUUACUAUGACAUUCCUGAUGCCCCCUACCGGAUCACAGUUCCUGACACGUAUGAAGCCCGAGAGAGCAUUGUGAAGGACUUCGCGGCCCGCUGUGGGAUGAUUCUACAGGAGGCCAUGAAGUGGGCGCCCACAGUCACCAAGUCCCACCUGCAGGAAUAUCUAAACAAACAUCAGAACUGGGUGUCAGGACUGUCCCAGCACACAGGGCUAGCCAUGGCCACUGAGAGCAUCCUUCACUUCGCCGGCUACAACAAGCAGAACACCACGCUCGGGGCAACCCAGCUAACUGAGCGUCCAGCCUGUGUGAAGAAAGAUUACUCUAACUUCAUGGCAUCCCUGAAUUUGCGCAACCGCUACGCAGGCGAGGUGUAUGGGAUGAUCCGGUUUUCAGGCGCCACAGGCCAUAUGUCUGAUCUGAAUAAGAUGAUGGUACAGGACCUGAAUUCAGCUUUAGACCGAAGCAGUCCUCAGCAGUACACACAGGCCAUGUUCAAGCUGACUGCGAUGCUCAUUAGCAGCAGAGAUUGUGAUCCCCAGCUCCUCCACCAUCUGUGUUGGGGUCCCCUCCGGAUGUUCAAUGAGCACGGCAUGGAGACGGCCCUGGCCUGUUGGGAGUGGCUGCUGGCCGGCAAGAAUGGAGUGGAAGUGCCGUUCAUGCGGGAGAUGGCAGGGGCCUGGCACAUGACAGUGGAACAGAAGUUUGGCCUGUUUUCUGCUGAGAUAAAGGAGGCAGACCCACUGGCUGCGUCAGAAGCAAGCCAGCCCAAACCAUGUCCCCCUGAAGUGAGCCCCCACUACAUCUGGAUUGACUUCCUGGUACAACGGUUUGAGAUCGCCAAGUACUGCAGCUCUGACCAAGUGGAGAUCUUUUCCAGCCUGCUGCAGCGCUCCCUAUCCCUGAAUAUCGGUGGGGCCAAGGGCAGCAUGAACCGGCAUGUGGCAGCCAUUGGGCCCCGCUUCAAACUGCUGACCCUCGGGCUGUCCCUCCUACAUGCCGAUGUGGUUCCAAAUGCAACCAUCCGCAACGUGCUUCGUGAGAAGAUCUACUCCACUGCCUUUGACUACUUCAGCUGUCCCCCAAAGUUCCCUACUCAAGGAGAAAAGAGGCUGCGUGAAGACAUAAGCAUAAUGAUCAGAUUUUGGACCGCCAUGUUCUCAGAUAAGAAGUACCUGACUGCCAGCCAGCUUGUUCCUCCAGGUAACAUUGGCCUUACACCUGCCUGGCUACUGCUUCUCCACCCUGAACUGAGAGGCAUGAGUGAACUAGCACAGGAGGCCAUUGAGCCAUUCACUGCAGCUGCUCCCAGCACCAGCUCCUGCUUAGUUCACAGGUUUAAGAACACAGAAGCCAUCGGGAAUGAAGUGACCCGUCUGGUUCGGUUGGACCCAGGAGCUGUUAGUGACAUCCCUGAAGCCAUCAAGUUCCUUGUCACCUGGCACACCAUCGAUGCUGACGCUCCAGAGCUCAGCCACGUGCUAUGCUGGGCACCCACGGACCCACCCACGGGCCUCUCCUACUUCUCCAGCAUGUACCCACCACACCCUCUGACGGCGCAGUAUGGGGUGAAAGUCCUGCGGUCCUUCCCCCCGGACGCCAUCCUCUUCUACAUCCCCCAAAUCGUGCAGGCCCUGAGAUACGACAAGAUGGGCUAUGUGCGGGAGUAUAUUCUAUGGGCAGCAUCCAAAUCCCAGCUGCUGGCACACCAGUUCAUCUGGAACAUGAAGACUAAUAUCUAUCUAGAUGAAGAGGGCCACCAGAAAGACCCUGACAUUGGCGACCUCCUGGAGCAGUUGGUGGAGGAGAUCACAGGCUCUCUGUCAGGCCCAGCCAAGGACUUCUACCAGCGGGAGUUUGAUUUCUUCAAUAAGAUCACCAAUGUGUCUGCCAUCAUCAAACCCUACCCUAAAGGCGAUGAGAGAAAGAAGGCUUGUCUGUCGGCUCUGUCUGAAGUAAAGGUGCAGCCAGGCUGCUACCUGCCCAGCAACCCUGAGGCCAUCGUGCUAGACAUCGACUACAAGUCUGGGACCCCAAUGCAGAGUGCUGCAAAAGCCCCAUACCUGGCUAAAUUUAAGGUGAAGCGAUGUGGAGUCAGUGAGCUUGAGAAAGAAGGGCUGCGGUGCCGCUCAGACUCUGAGGAUGAGUGUGGUGCGCAAGAGGCAGAUGGCCAGAAGAUCUCCUGGCAGGCGGCCAUCUUCAAAGUGGGAGACGACUGCCGGCAGGACAUGCUGGCCCUGCAGAUCAUCGAUCUCUUCAAGAAUAUCUUCCAGCUGGUCGGCCUGGACCUCUUUGUUUUUCCCUACCGAGUGGUGGCCACCGCCCCUGGGUGUGGGGUGAUUGAGUGCAUUCCUGACUGUACCUCUCGAGACCAGCUGGGCCGCCAGACAGACUUCGGCAUGUAUGACUACUUCACACGCCAGUAUGGGGAUGAGUCCACCCUGGCCUUCCAGCAGGCCCGCUACAACUUCAUCCGCAGCAUGGCCGCCUACAGCCUGCUGCUGUUCCUGCUGCAGAUCAAGGACAGACACAACGGCAACAUCAUGCUGGACAAGAAGGGCCACAUCAUCCACAUCGACUUUGGCUUCAUGUUUGAAAGCUCCCCAGGUGGGAACCUGGGGUGGGAGCCUGACAUCAAGCUGACAGAUGAGAUGGUGAUGAUCAUGGGAGGCAAGAUGGAGGCCACACCCUUCAAGUGGUUCAUGGAGAUGUGUGUCCGCGGCUACUUAGCUGUGCGGCCCUACAUGGAUGCAGUUGUCUCUCUGGUCACUCUCAUGUUGGACACGGGCCUGCCCUGUUUCCGCGGCCAGACAAUCAAGCUCUUGAAACACAGGUUUAGCCCCAACAUGACCGAGCGUGAGGCUGCAAAUUUUAUCAUGAAGAUCAUCCAGAGCUGCUUCCUCAGCAACAGGAGCCGGACCUACGACAUGAUCCAGUACUAUCAGAACGACAUCCCUUACUGAGGAGGGCCUUCCAAAGCCAGAGCCCUCCCCCUGGGUGCCCUGAAGUCACCCAGCUAUGUGACCACCCCUUCCCUACCACUUCAUCCGCUGGAGUUGUUUUUAAUAGGAGGGAAGAACUGCAGCCCAGGAGCCCUGUAGUCGCUUCUGCCUCAGAGGUGGCAUACGGCCAAGUAGCUUAGGGAUACCACAGACCCAAAUGACAAUCUACGAUGGUGCUGUCUACGCACAGGUUUAAAUCCUCUUGUUUGCACUGGACACAUUCCCAACCUGUCUUAUUUCAUAGGUACAUGAAGUAUUUUCUUGUGUAUAAAAAAAAGUUAUAUUCAAUCUAAGAUUUAACCAACAUGGUCAAAAUAAAAACCCAAAAGAGUG
Otolemur garnettii (small-eared galago) is the source of this 6495-nucleotide messenger RNA. RefSeq names its product phosphatidylinositol 4-kinase alpha (gene PI4KA). Bases 79 to 6123 code for a protein of 2014 amino acids. Gene Ontology annotation, cellular component: plasma membrane; cytoplasm. NCBI's taxonomy places the organism in Eukaryota, Metazoa, Chordata, Mammalia, Primates, Galagidae. Gene Ontology annotation, biological process: phosphatidylinositol phosphate biosynthetic process; phosphatidylinositol-mediated signaling. The record is from RefSeq and is a predicted model, not a curated record. Gene Ontology annotation, molecular function: 1-phosphatidylinositol 4-kinase activity. The transcript has 53 exons.